Haemorhous mexicanus (house finch) is the source of this 1887-nucleotide messenger RNA. RefSeq names its product integrin linked kinase (gene ILK). The record is from RefSeq and is a predicted model, not a curated record. Gene Ontology annotation, cellular component: stress fiber; focal adhesion. The coding region runs from base 48 to 1406 and encodes 452 amino acids. NCBI's taxonomy places the organism in Eukaryota, Metazoa, Chordata, Aves, Passeriformes, Fringillidae. Gene Ontology annotation, molecular function: protein binding; protein kinase activity; ATP binding. The transcript is spliced from 13 exons. Gene Ontology annotation, biological process: substrate adhesion-dependent cell spreading; protein phosphorylation; integrin-mediated signaling pathway.
ACCCGGUAACGGCGGGACGGCACCCGCACCGAGCGGGGACAGCUGCCAUGGACGACAUCUUCACACAGUGCCGGGAGGGCAACGCGGUGGCCGUGCGGCUGUGGCUGGACAACACCGAGAACGACCUCAACCAGGGGGACGACCAUGGGUUCAGCCCCCUGCACUGGGCCUGCCGCGAGGGCCGCUCCAAUGUGGUGGAUAUGCUCAUCAUGCGCGGGGCCCGCAUCAACGUCAUGAACCGCGGUGAUGACACCCCGCUGCACCUGGCCGCCAGCCACGGCCACCGCGACAUCGUGCAGAAGCUGAUGCAGUUCAAAGCAGACAUCAAUGCAGUGAAUGAGCACGGGAACACACCGCUGCACUAUGCCUGCUUCUGGGGACACGAGCAGGUGGCUGAGGACCUGGUAGGCAGCGGGGCCCUGGUCAGCAUUGCUAACAAAUAUGGUGAGACCCCCACAGACAAGGCCAAGACACCACUGCGAGAGAUCCUGAAAGAGCGUGCUGAGAAGCUGGGCCAGAGCCUCACCAAGAUCCCCUACAAGGACACGUUCUGGAAGGGCACAACCCGCACCCGGCCCAGGAACGGGACCCUGAACAAACUCGCCGGGAUUGACUUCAAACAGCUGAGCCUGAGCCACAAACUGAACGAGAACCAGUCGGGAGAGCUGUGGAAGGGGCGCUGGCAGGGCAAUGACAUCGUAAUCAAAAUGCUGAGGAUCCGGGACUGGACGACGCGAAAGAGCCGGGACUUCAACGAGGAGUACCCAAAACUGCGGAUCUUUUCCCACCCCAAUGUGCUGCCGGUGCUGGGUGCCUGCCAGGCCCCUCCAGCUCCCCACCCCAUUGUCAUCAGCCACUGGAUGCCCUACGGCUCCCUGUACAACGUCCUGCAUGAGGGAACCAAUUUUGUGGUGGACCAGAUGCAGGCGGUGAAGUUUGCCUUCGAUAUCGCGCGGGGCAUGGCCUUCCUGCACACGCUGGAGCCCCUCAUCCCACGGCACCACCUCAACAGCCGCAGCGUCAUGAUCGAUGAGGACAUGACAGCACGGAUCAGCAUGGCUGACGUCAAGUUCUCCUUCCAGUGCCCGGGGCGGAUGUACGCCCCGGCCUGGGUGGCUCCCGAAGCCCUGCAGAAGAAACCAGAGGAGAUCAACCGGCGCUCAGCUGACAUGUGGAGCUUUGCGGUGCUGCUGUGGGAGCUGGUGACACGUGAGGUGCCCUUCGCUGACCUGUCCAACAUGGAGAUCGGUAUGAAGGUAGCACUGGAGGGGCUGCGUCCCACCAUCCCCCCUGGCAUCUCCCCCCACAUCUGCAAACUGAUGAAGAUCUGCAUGAACGAGGACCCGGCCAAGCGCCCCAAGUUCGACAUGAUCGUGCCCAUCCUGGAGAAGAUGCAGGAGAAGUAGAGAGGAGGCGCCUGCCCCCUCCAGUGCUGCCUUGCGCCCCCCGCCACCCCCAAGUGCCUUUAGCCCUAGAGCCAGGGGGAGCAGAGGACACCCCUCACCCUGAGCCAGCCACGGACACACGGUACAGAUGGCACUGCCUGCGCCGGAGCUCUGCAGGCUCCGGCCCCCCGCCCAGGGCAGCCCCUCAGCAGGGCAGCCUUACCCAGCCUCUGGGCAGCCCCCAGUCCAGUGCAGCCCCCCUACCCCAGGGCACAGCCUGUGGCCUGGCCCUGCUUCUGGGGGAUGGGGCUGUGGGGCCCCCUUUCCCCCCUUGCUGGGCAAAGCCCAACCCAGGACUCAGCCCCCGAAGGCUGGGGGGGAAGGGGCAGGCCAGGAGAGGCCACCUGUGGUGCCCAGCACUGCCCCCGCUUCGCGCUUCACUGGCCACUUCCCUCUGGCCCCAGAAUGGCCACUGGCAACCAAAUAAACCUUUGGUAUGGAA